AUGCGGUGCAAGCACGAAAGAGUUCCACGCGUUUGUUGUACGAGCGGAUGCGCGCGGUUGUGGCGUGUGCCUGAGCGGAUUUGCCUAGAGGCAGGGGCAAUGUUACAGAGACGACUGCUGGAUAUCGCACAUCGUUUCGCCAAAUCUCAGCCUGCUGGUUGUGUUGCUGACGUCAGCCGGACCGCAGACAGGAGGGUGAUGCGGUUAUGGCACAGGUCACGGGAAGGUGCAGUGCCGACGACGGCCUCGCGGGUCUGCUCUAGCGAGAUCACCGCCCAGGGCAAGCGAGGCUUUGGGAAGAGAAUGCGGCUGAGCGGAACUGAAGCGACUCCGAUGGUCGGUCCGUGCGUCCGGCCACCGGGAGGGAAACUCUCGAAACGUGCGAGGGUGGGUGUGAGGCUCGCAAGCCGAUCGUCCUGCGCAGUGGUAGCUUGCGAUUGGCACGAGCCGAUCCUAAACAACGAGAAACGCGCAGGAAAAGCGCUGCUCGGUCGUGAGGGCGCCUGGGCACCGGCCAAAUCGGCUCGCUCUUCUCAACAGUCUCGUAUGAUCUCGAUCAUGACCGCGAAUACUGCCGCAGAGUGUCGCCUUCCUCUCUUCUCGCGAACUCGUCCUCGGCCACAGUGA
Mixia osmundae IAM 14324 is the source of this 627-nucleotide messenger RNA. RefSeq lists its product as uncharacterized. The transcript is spliced from 2 exons. NCBI's taxonomy places the organism in Eukaryota, Fungi, Basidiomycota, Mixiomycetes, Mixiales, Mixiaceae. Bases 1 to 627 code for a protein of 208 amino acids. The record is from RefSeq and is a predicted model, not a curated record.